AUGGCAGCUCUGCUGCUCCUUCUGCACUGUCUGAGCAGUUCAACGGCAUAUGCAGCCUCUUUUCUGACGUCUGUACAGUUGGUUCGGUCACUGCCUCGUCAAGGCAUUUGUGAACUGGCACCUCUCACUGCACCAGCUGGAGUUCCUUGGCUUUCUUUUCUCCUCUGCAACUGCCCGACAGGUUACUACAGGGCCAACGCAAACCCUUGGCCUCCUAACCUCUGGAUGACCUGCGGAAUCCCCACACUAAAGGGACUCUCCAGCAACACGGGGAUAUAUGCCUGCAGACCGCGACCUAAGAAGGAGAAGGCGCAGAGGAACUACCACAUUGCGAAACAGCAAAAGCAGAUCCGAGAGGAACGGCUGAUCCGCCGCCGCCAGCAGGUGGAGAUCUUCAAGGCUCGCCAACGCCUCUUAUUGGCUUCUGAGCGAAGCGACGAGUCCAAGAGCAACGAAGGCAAAUCGCAAAAAUGGAGCAAAAACGCAGGAUUGUUCAGUCUAGAUGGGCCCCUCUUUGCACCAGAGCAAGCAACGACAAACAGCAAUGCCUCCGCAGGCCUUCAGUCCCCUCUCGCCGCUCGCAUUAACUACAGGCUUGUGGGGGGUACCUGGAGAAGAGCGCGUGGGCAGGGGAAGUACGUACGGCUCUCGGGUGCCCAGCUCGCAGCUGCCGUUUUUGAGGGACUCCCUAAGGAAGAAGUUGCCGCAGCAGUGGCAAAGGCAAAGCGCCAAGAUGAGGGCUUUAUGGACUUGGAGGCAUAUGACGAAUCUGGCACACAGCACACUACCCUCGAGGGUCUCAACUGA
Molecule: messenger RNA, 807 nt
Organism: Eimeria acervulina
Lineage: Eukaryota; Apicomplexa; Conoidasida; Eucoccidiorida; Eimeriidae
Exons: 1
Coding region: 1-807 (268 amino acids)
Source: RefSeq, a predicted model, not a curated record